Messenger RNA from Cydia pomonella (codling moth), 5011 nucleotides. RefSeq lists its product as uncharacterized. The coding region runs from base 623 to 3277 and encodes 884 amino acids. Gene Ontology annotation, biological process: proteolysis. The record is from RefSeq and is a predicted model, not a curated record. Lineage: Eukaryota; Metazoa; Arthropoda; Insecta; Lepidoptera; Tortricidae. The transcript is spliced from 10 exons. Gene Ontology annotation, molecular function: serine-type endopeptidase activity.
AACUGAUGCCGUGAUGGAUUAGCCAUUAAAUCACGAACAAGGUCUAAAAUUCGCUUUAAAAAUUUGUAACAAAUUAUACACAAAAGUUAAAACUAUGCAAAUUGUUUCUAAAAAUCGGCAAUAAGUAGGUGUCAUAUUUGAGGGGACGUAUUGAUUACUUUUUUUAACCCUUUAACGGGCAAACUUCCAUUUUAUAUGACAAAAAUUACUACCCUAUAACAAUGAUUUUAAACUUCAUUUCAAAAUGACAGUUCAAUUUUCCUUAAUUUCUGAUACUCGUCUGACCGUACGAGAAAUUAUAAUUAAAUUUAAAAACCAAACAAAAAAUUAAAUUAAAACCCAUGAUAUCUACACUCCUGCGGACGCAGUUCCAUCUCGCUGACGCUUAGUCUCAUAUCAGAGUGAGAAACGGCCCUUAAUAAACGAAUAUAAACUACGUAAAUGUAAACGCAAUCCACCUUAUAACAUAAAACGCAACCGGGAAUUAUAGAUUUAUAAGGAAAAAAGUCAAACAACGUAACAAUAAUAAAACAAUACGCAUUCAACAAAUCCUAUUUAAGGCGACAAUUAUUCAUAACCCUGUUAGUACCACUCCGGUGCCCAAUAAGUGAUUUUCGUAAUCAUGGCCGGGCUCAUCAAAGCAGCAUUGCUGUUCAAAAUAUUGAUUGUCCAAGGGAGUGUUUUUCACGCACAAAAGUACCUGCAAGACUCAAACCAUAUUGAGCGCUAUGAAAGUACAUAUUCAGACUAUCCUAGUUCUGAUGACUUUGGCGAUGCAUUAAGUAACUUUGAUGUCGGACAAAUGGAGUUACUGUCAGGAUAUCAACACAGCCAUUUUGCUAAAAUAAUACCUGAUUGGUUUUCAAAUCCAGUGAAUCCGGAUCUUAUGGGACCAGUUGGUCAUAUAGGCCCUCUUGGUCCCUCUGGUCCAAUUCGUCCUACCUGGUCAUCGUCUAAUGGUCAAGGCAGAAACGGUUUUCCCGCCAAGCGAAAACCGAAUAGCAAUAGAAGGAACAGGAUGUGUCAAAACGUAAAGGGAUUGCCAACACCUGAGUCAGGGUGUUGUGGUGUGGAGGUGCCACGCUUUCCAACUCAUCAACAGCAUCCAGGUUAUCUGAAUAGUCCAUUCUGGCCCGAAUCUUGGAACGACCGCCACCGACGGUCAACUGACAGCGACGAACCACCUCAUAAAAUGAUAAGAGGCGGUCAGGCGACGGACUUGCAUCAGCUGCCAUGGACGGUGAGGUUGGCAAUCAAUCCGCGUCUGAAAGGCCUGCACAGCCCGGAGUACUGCGGCGGGACCAUCAUCAGCUCCCGAUAUGUGCUCACUGCUGGCCACUGCCUGUAUAACACAUUCAAAGAUAUUUCGCAACUUGAAGUUUUCUUAGCUGAGUAUGAUACUGAUACCUACCCAGAAGAUUGCAUCAUGAGUAAUGGAAAAAAAGAAUGCAUUUAUAACAUAGUAAAGAAAGUCGAGCACGUGAUAAUACACAAAGAUUAUAACGACACCUACUUGCAAAACGAUGUGGCACUCCUGAGACUCAGCUCCGAUAUACCAUAUACAGAUUUCAUCAGACCGAUAUGCUUGCCGACCAAAGACGUUGAAGAUCUAAAAGGUGAAAACAUCAUCAUCGCUGGAUGGGGUUUGAACGGCAAAAAAGAGACCAACGUGAAACAAGCAGCGAAUGUUAAUUACGUGUCAAAUUACAAAUGUAAAGAACAGUACUCAUACAAAGACGACAGCAUGUUUUGCAGUAUCGGAGACCAUGGGGAGGACAUUUGUCAUGGCGACUCCGGGGGCCCUUUGAUGGUAUUGUCAAAACACAAAUAUUUCCUGUCAGGUAUUGUUAGCGGGAAACGGGGCGAUCAUGAAUGCGGAGCCUCGGUGUCCUCAUUGUUCAAUAACGUUUUCUAUCACAAAGAGUGGAUUAUUAAACACGUUAAAUCACUCAAAAUACUGGUCUUAAUGGGAUUGGCGUUGAGAAGCUGUUCUUCCAUCAUGGCACAGUUUAUUUUUUCCUUAGUAAUGGUUGUUCUGUCAGUGUUGGUUCCAGCUUUUGCUAAAUGGAACCAGCUGGGAGGUGGUAGACCCGGAUUUGGGCAGGGUGGCUUCAGCGAUGGGACAUGCUCAGCUAUCCAGUGUAUUCUUCCGGAGCCGAAGUCUGGCUGCUGCGGCAAACACGCUGAAGUUGGACGUAGUCCAGAUGACAAUAACAAUGGUGGUGAUCAGGAAGAUGACAAUAGUAAUGGGUACGGCGUUGAUGAUGGCUAUGGGACAGGAGGAGAUGAUAGCAAUGGCUACGGACCAGGAGACGACGAUGAUGAAUCUGACUUUAACGACGGCAAUGAUUUCAACUAUGGCAACGACAAUGACUUCGACUUUGGCAAUAGGGAUUGGAACUCUGAUUACAAUGACUGGGGAGUCAGCAGCAUUGGAAUCGGUGAUUUCGAUUUCGGACGUUCUAUGUUUAAUGCAGAAAAUCGUUUCAAGCGAUCAACCGAUAAAAAUGGUUCCGAUGUUGCACCAGAUAAAUAUAUCAUUGCCGGGAAACCUGCAGGCAUAGCUCAGUACCCUUGGCUCGUCCAUCUUACUGUAAAGCUACAAGAGAAAAUGAUCGGCUGUGGAGGGUCCCUCCUCAGCACCCGUCACGUGAUCACAGCGGCCCAUUGCGUUGAUUUCAAUAUCAGGAAUUACAAUGAUGUAAGCGUCUACUUGGCCGAGUACAACACAAGGACUUAUCCCAACGAUUGCGUAGGAAGACAAUGUGUAAAGAAUUUGGUCAUGUACCCGGACAUGAUAUCUAAGCACAACAGAUACAACCGUGACGCACUCCACAACGAUAUAGCUUUGAUGAGACUUAGUUCAGCAGCGCCUUACACUGACUACAUUCGCCCCAUUUGCGUGCCUCGUUUCAACAUUAAUUCCGCCAAGUAUGAUGGAACACCGCUGACCGUUGCCGGCUGGGGUCAGACGGAGUACGGCCAACCGUCCUCAAUAAAACUUCACACCCAGGUUGCUCAAGUGCCCCCAAACAAAUGCAGGAAGCACUACCCAGAUAUCACUGAACGUCAACUUUGUGCUGCCGGGAAGAGCGGCCAAGACACUUGCGUGGGAGAUUCUGGUGGUCCGAUCAUGAUGGAACGUGAUGGAACCUUCUAUAUCGUUGGGCUGGUGAGCGGAAAGCGCUCGGACGCUGGGUGCGGGUCACCGGUGCCUACCAUGUACACCAAUGUAUUUGCGUAUAUCAAAUGGAUACAAGAUUUUAUGAGAAAAUAAGCCCCUGUGGUUUCACUGAUCUCAAAACGUUUAAUUAAAUUGAAAUAAAAUAUUAUAUGUAAGUAAUACCUACUUAAUCGUAUUUUUUCCUUCUCAUUCAGUUUAUACAUAUUGUGUAACUUUUAACACUGGUUUUGAAAGGGAAUGCUUACAAGGUGGUGCCCGAACCUCCCGACUGCCCAAUGCUCCCCUAUCUCCCCUACACUUGAAGUCUCUAUGAGAUUACAUUAAAGACACCUUUUUUCAAAUAAAAGAACAAUUUUUGAAAUCGGUUCACACGAUAGAGUAUUAUCCCAGCAAAACCAACAUACGUGCAAAUUAUAUCGCGUAAAUUAGUUAGACAAUUUUCAGAUAGAUGGCGCUGUACACAUGUAUACUUGGUAUAAUAAUUUCUCAUAGUGCUGAUCAAAAGUCUUUCAAAGAUAAGAAAGAAAGAGAUAAUUCAAAGUUUGUACGGAACCCUCGGUGCGCAAGAAAAACGAACUCGCACUUGACCGGUUUUGUUUGGUACGUUUUCACUUGAAUUUUAACAAUAUUUCAUAUUUACACCAUCUAUUGUAUGAGCUGUUUAGAAAGACUAUAAAGUUUAAAGCGACCGAAUUGAAUCGAAUUGAUAAAUUAAUUAUAAAAAAUCUGUUGGCUACGUGACCUGUCGCAAGUUUAACAUGUUUUCCCCAUCACAAAAAGUGCACAGCGCUGCUAAAGAAGUUUCAAAUUUCAUUUCAAAUAAUAGUUCAUUUCAUUGUUUUAGAAUGAAGAAAGGGUACGCGUUUCAUUCAAAAAAAAAUUACGUCAUUUUACAAACUAAUUCCAGAAUAGCAGUUGCGACGUUAAAAUCAAAUGUCAGAAAACAACAACCACUAACUACUUGCUUUUUAAUUGUACAAUUAUAUGCAUCAAGCUCCUUAGAUAAUUUAAUUGAGAAUAUUUUGGCUAAACGUGGUACAAGAAAAUGUUGUUUUUUUUUUUAUCAGAAUGGUACUCUUCAACGACACAUAGUACACGCUUGGCGAUUUGUCCUUUUCGCUGUGUUUGUUAAGCAAAUCAGCAAAAUUUAUUAAAAACAAUGUAGUUAAAACUGCAUAAUUAAUCACUUUGACUCAGUAUGAAUAAUGACCAUCCUACGUUGGGUAAUGUAAAAAAGCAGAAUAUUCAGGCCGCGUAGCCAACGUGCAUAUGGCUUACGCUCCAUAGUGAUCGAGACGCAAGUGUCACUGUCGCAUUAAUAUGGAAGAGUGAGAGAGACACAAAGCGAUUUGUUAUCGAAGCAAUAGCGAUUGUGACCUUGGCUAGGCCAGCAUCACAGUAGUUCAAAAUUUAGGAAUAGAUCACAUUUUUAUAUUAAAGGAAAAAAGGAAAAAAUUUCGCUUCUGGCUGGACUUGAACCCGCAACCUCUGCAAAAGAUAAAAUAAUAAAAAUAGUAUCGGUCGCAGACGUAUCUGCUUGUUAAAUUUGAUUUAUCACAUUGCCCGGCUAGAAGUAGGAAGGUAUUUAUACUGCCCGGUUCAUGUGAUAAAUUCGAGCUAUCUAAAACCUUGAUUUAUUCAAUGGACCACGGACCGUCCGUUAUUAUUAAUAUGGACCGACCAAAGUAAUACAUUUUUCACUUUGUCCGACGCUCUUGGCCAUUAUUUAUAAUGACGGGUCAUUGUUAAUAUUGUCUGGUUAAUCAAGUUUCCCGUAAUAAUAAUACUUACUAAUUAUUAUGUGGCCGAGCCGAAUACAUAUCUGUU